Salvia splendens (bonfire salvia) is the source of this 746-nucleotide messenger RNA. RefSeq names its product SKP1-like protein 1A. The transcript has 2 exons. Gene Ontology annotation, biological process: ubiquitin-dependent protein catabolic process. Lineage: Eukaryota; Viridiplantae; Streptophyta; Magnoliopsida; Lamiales; Lamiaceae. The coding region runs from base 59 to 565 and encodes 168 amino acids. The record is from RefSeq and is a predicted model, not a curated record.
CCCAUCCCCAAUUUCGAGCCCUAAUCCAAAUUCCAAACCCUCUCUCAAAUCGAAUUCCAUGGCUUCCGCGUCGGAGAACUCCGGCAAGAAGAUCAUCCUCCGCAGCUCCGAUGGCGAGGUCUUCGAGGUCGACGAGGCGGUCGCCGUCAAAUCUCAAACCAUCAAGCACAUGAUCGAGGACGACUGCGUCGACAACGUCAUUCCGAUCCCCAACGUCACCGGCAAAAUCCUCUCCAAGGUCAUCGAGUACUGCAAAAAGCACGUCGACGCCGCCGCCUCCUCCGAUUCAACCAAGGCCGAGGACAAGGUUGCCUCCUCUGACGACGAACUCAAGGCUUUCGACGCCGACUUCGUCAAAGUCGACCAGGCCACGCUGUUCGACCUGAUUUUGUCUGCUAACUACCUUAACAUCAAGAGCCUUCUGGAUCUGACUUGCCAAACAGUUGCUGACAUGAUCAAGGGAAAGACUCCUGAGGAGAUCAGGAAGACGUUCAACAUCAAGAAUGAUUUCACUCCCGAAGAGGAAGAAGAGGUCCGAAGAGAGAACCAGUGGGCUUUUGAGUAGAAGUAAAACCAUUCUGGCUUGUGAAUCAAGUGCUACUUGCUGUUUAUGGCUUAUUUUGUUAACCUUUGAAUCGAAUGUUUUGUUAAGUUUGGUUUCCCCUAUGUAUGGCACCAACUUAAACUGUGACUGGGUAAUAUCUAUUCUGCUAUGGUUGUUAUUAUUAUUAUUAUUAUUCGUGAUA